CUGCUCUGUGGGGAUACAGGAAGGAAAAGGGGGGUCAUGCACAGAUCCCACAGACAACAAAGCAGCGUGUGACCUUCAGUCCAGGGAGCAGGGAAAGUUCUGUUUCUGCGGUAGCUUCAUAGCAACAGGGGAGAAGUCCUGGUCCAGCGUUUCUGUUAAAACAGCACAAUCAUCGUCCAGUCGGGCAGGAAGCUGAGGGACUUUUAGAAGAAAGCGUCUUGCCCUCAGAGAGUCUCAUACCUCUGCUGUCUCACACCUCCGCUGUACUUGACCACAUGGAUCUGAACUUAAGCCUCCCUGAUUGAGGAUAUCCGUUAGAGGCCGAACAGAGUCUGCUUGCACGCAGCUCUGGCUGCUGCUGGCCGAUGAGCGUGAGAGAGCCAGUUACAGGCUCCCAAGGAGGCCCGCACGGAUCGAACCCUCUCCCUUUCAUAGGAGUUCUGGGAAAAUUAUUCCAAGGUGACCAUAUCCACCGCAUGGGGAGCCUACAUUUCCACGCAUCUCUGGAACUCUUGGAUUAUGUUUUCAAGUGUCUCUUUAAACUGAAUUUCUAUUUAUUAACCAAGAUAAUCUAAUCUAGCAAUCAAAAUGCUGAACAAUAAAGCUGUUUCUGUAGCCGUUUUGGUAGCAUGUGGAAUUUUGAGUGCAGCAUUCGCAGACGAUCAGCUGUGUAACGUCAGCGUUAGCAGGGCUACAUCCACACCAGAUUCUGUAGAACUUACACUGAACAUCUCCGAUGCAGCAUGUCAGUUCAGAGUAGCUGUCAGGGACAGACCUGACGAGGCAGCAGACUGUCAUCAGGACCCGGAAAGUGGACAAGAAGUCACAUGCAAAAUUAGAAAUUUAGACGCUGGAACCUUGUACCACUUGGACGUGAUGUCAAAGACAGAUGGAGAGCAGCAAAACUUCUCGCUGCCUACCAGACCCUCACCCGUGCAGGAUGUUCAGGUGAUGAGAAACAUGGAAACCCUCAGUCUUUCCUGGAAACCUGGCAAGGGCAUACAAGAGCAGUUUCGAAUCCUUCUCAGAGAGAGCAAGAAUCCAGGAUCCACCUGGAACGCCACUGUAGACAAUGCCACGACCUCAUAUGCGUUGGACGGCCUGAUCCCUGGACGUCUGUACAACAUCAGUGUCAUCACAGAGUCAGCAGGGCUGCAUAACUCUGUCUCCAUUCAAGCACAGACAGUUCCUGCCAGGGUCUCGAACGCACUCCUGGAGAACAGUGGACCUGGGACCGGUCUUAAGGUCUCCUGGGAUCAAGCCCGUGGAGAUGUGGACGGCUACCUGGUCCAGCUUCAAGGUCCCGGUCCAUCUCUACAGCAGAGAAUGCUGUCCCCACAAGGCAGAGAAACUCUGUUUGACCACCUGAGUCCCGGCCAUGCCUACCACGUGUCGAUCUUCACCAGGAGUGGGGAUCUGACCAAUCAGCUGAAUGUGACCGGCAGCACUGCCCCAGAGAAGGUCUCCCAGCUAACAAUGAAGAGCCUGACUGAGCAAGGUCCACUGAAGAUCAGCUGGGCACCCCCUGCAGGAGAGUGGGAGCAGUACCGUGUGAUGCUCUUUAAUGGCAGCGAGACGCUGGUUAACGAGACUGCACGGAAGCAGACGACAGAGUUCAGCUUUGCUGGAGUAAGCGUACAGCCAGGAAGGACGUACAAAGCGGCGGUCAGCGUAGAGAGCAGGGGCCUGUCCAGUACGGCCUACUGCCACGGGGGGACAGAUCCACCCCCUGUGUCCCACCUCCACAUCCAUCACGCGGAUGAGACCACCCUCAGCGCACUUUGGGAGCACAGCCCAGGGUCUUGGUCUCGUGACGGCUAUAUCGUCGAACUUUUCAACGCCAAUGGUUCCACUGCUAUUCAGACUCGUACGUUAGAAAGGCAGAUGAGGGAGUGCACUUUUAACGUACUCACGCCUGGGCGACUGUACAACAUCGCUGUGACGACCACCAGUGGGGACCUCAGGAGAUCUGCUACGGUGGAAGGGAGGACACUGCCCCAGGAAGUGACACGCCUCAAGCUAGACAAUAUGCACACCACUGACUCUCUCCAAGCCAGCUGGGAAAAGCCUCCAGGAGAUCUAGACUACUAUCAGGUGCUGCUGCUGUACAAUAACAAGGCCGUUUACAACACCAGUGUCCCGGCUAACAGCACCUCAGUCCACCUUCCGGGUCUGAGGGCAGGAGCUUCAUACAGGCUGCUGGGAAUCACAGUCAGCGGGGAACAGGUCUCCAAGCAGGCUGUGGCCGAGUGCCACACAGUGCCUGCCGCCGUUGCCACGGUAACGGUCAGUAACCACGGACGCUCGGACUUUCUUAACGUGUCGUGGACAGCAGCAGUGGGAGACGUGGACAAUUACCAGGUCAUCCUCAAAGACCGCAGCUGGACUUUACACACGCUCACCGUGACCAAGGUUGGCUCGGAAUUCAGCAGCCUCGUGCCGGGCCGACUGUACAGCAUCUCCGUCAGCUCGUCCAGUGGGGGUUAUAGAAAUGCCACAGAGGUCCAAGCAAGGACACAACCCUCUGCAGUCCAGAACCCCAAUGCCACCCAUUUAGCCCAGGAGCGCACUCUAAAGGUCUACUGGAACCACGCGGCUGGAGACUACGACCAUUACAGCGUCGCGAUCUGGCACAAAGACGAGCUCGUGCAGAACCAGACGGUGAACAGGGGUCGGAAUGACUGCGUGUUCGGUGGUCUGGUACCUGGUCGUCUUUACACGGUCACCGUCAGCACCUGCAGUGGAGAGUACGAGUCCAGAGUUUCCACCGAGGGACGAACAUUACCAGCAGCAGUGGGGGCACUGACUCUUGCCGAGAGUGGAACCACGUACCUGCGCGUGACUUGGGAAGCCACGCUGGGUGACGUGGAUCACUACGAGGUGCAGAUCCUCUUCAACGACACGCGAGUUUUCUCAGCGCAACGACUGAACAGCACAACACGCGAGCAUCGCUUCUCCCCUCUGGAGCCUGGCUACCUCUACAGAAUAGUGGUGUCCACGGUCAGCGGGGCAUACUUGCAGGUCCGGGUCAUCGAGGGCCACACUGUGCCCAGCCGGGUGGAGAAGCUUCAGCUCAUCCCUGGUGACUUCAGUGGGACUCUGAGGGCCACGUGGAGCCCUGGAGCUGGAGACAUGGACUUCUACAUAGUCUCUCUACUGCAGAACGCGCAUGUGCAGCGCACACUUCACCUCCCCAAGAUGGAGAACCAGACUGACUUCGAGGUUCUUGUGCCUGGUCAGUUGUACACAGUCACUGUACAGACAGUGAGUGCAGAAUUGACCAACAGCAGCACAGCCAGUGGGCGAACAGUUCCCUCCAGUGUGAAAGCUCUUCAGGCGGACAGUGAGCGCACUACACACAGUCUGACAGCCAGCUGGGAGGCAGCGGGGGGUGUACUGGACGGGUACCAGGUCCAGCUGCUGAACGAGACCGAGGCCGUGGUAGCCAGCGUCACAGAGCCUGCUGGCAUCACACGCCACCUGUUUGAGGGUCUCACCCCCGGGAGGGUCUAUAGUGUGCACGUCAGAACACUCAGCAACUCCACACACAGCAGGAACGUCGUAGCAAAGGGACAGACACGCCCAGCUGCAGUUACAGGCCUGCACGUGCUUUCCCAGCGCACCAGUGAGCUCACCUUCUGCUGGAACGCGUCCGAUGGCUGGGUGGACCACUAUGACCUGCACCUGUACAGCGAAGACGAGACCCUGCAGGACCACAGGAGGGUGGGAGCGAGAGAGCAUGGCUGUAGUUUCCCCCACCUGCUGCCUGGCACGCUCUACAAGCUGGUGGUGGUUAGCAAGAGUAGAGGGCUCAGCAGUGACUCGGCUCUGUGGGCACGCACAGUUCCUGCCCCAGCCAAGGACUUAAAGGUUGACAGUCGGGGUCACUCGGGCAGCCUGUGGUUGACGUGGAUGCGUGCCCCCGGGAGCCUGGGGGGAUAUGUGGUGACUCUGGAGGCUUCGGGUCAGCCACAGCAGAGGCUGGAGCCCGAGCGCACUGAUGCAGUCUUCCAGAACCUUCUGCCUGGCCGCCUGUACACUGCCAUCGUGCUGAGCUGGAGUGGGAACCUGACUAACACAGCCACGGCUGUGGGACGCACGGUCCCUGAGCCGCCGUCAUCUCUGUCGCUCAAAGACGUGGGCCAGGAUGGCAUGGUGGAGGUGACCUGGCAUGCCCCCGUGCGUGGAGACUACGACAGCUUCCAGGUGAAGUGGCAGCCACAGGACAUGCUGUCCCAGUCGACCCCCAACCCCACCCGGUGUCUGCUCAGUGGGCUUUACCCUGGACGCAUGUACAACAUCAGCCUUUGCACGGUGAGCGGGGGGCCGCCCGGGCCAGUGAUCUACAGCUCACCCGUCUACCACGCCAUAAGGACCGCUCCUGGACGAGUCCCGAGCGUCCACUGUCACCCCCUGACCUCCACAGCCCUGUCAUGCUCCUGGAAGCCGCCUGCAUCUGAUUACAGUGCGUAUCUAGUGGAGUGCAGAAGACAGGGGUCUAAGGAGCCUGUCUCGUGGGUCAUGCUGGCCCGGGAGACCACACUGCAGCACUUCGACAGACUGGAGCCCUUCAAGAACUACACCGUCUCCGUCACCAUUGUGUCCGAAGACCUGAGGGGGCCCACCGUGCAGGACAGCACCGUCACCAUGAUCGACCGCCCACCAGUGCCGCCGCCCCUGGUGCGGAUCAGCGAGAGGGCCGCCCACAUCACCCAGUCCACCAUCUUCUUCAAGUUCAACUGCAGCUGGUUCAGUGACAGCAACGGGGCUGUUCGCUUUUUCGCCGUGGUGGUCGCCGAGUCAGACGACUCAGAGGCUGUUCUUCCAGAGCACAGACACCCCCUACCCUCCUACCUCGACUACAAGCACAACAGCUCCGUGAGGGCCUACCAGACCGCCUACUUUCCCAGCCUGUGCCAAGAGGAGCAGACCGCCAGCAGCGUCUUCGAGAUCAACCUCGGUGCUGGGAUGGACCGUCUCGGGGGGCCGUGUGAGCAGGAAUCUGGGCCCAGCCCUCCGGGUAGACGCUUCUGUGACGGGCCUCUGAAACCCAGGACUGCCUACAGACUAAGUGUUCGAGCUUUCACUCACCUGUUGGACGAGGAAGGCCAGGAGUCUCCUCGUCCCUUGUACAGCGACACCUACCUCUCGCUUCCCCUGCACACACAGGCAGAGCCACUGGGGGGCGCUGUGGAAGGCAUCAGCGCCGGGCUGUUUCUCAUCGGCAUGAUGAUUGCAAUAACUGCCCUGUUGAUCUAUAGACAGAGGCUCCGCAAAGUAGCGGUGCAGGACAACCCUGUAGUGAGGAUGAGUAUGUGGAAGGAGACGCCAACCUCAGCAGUGUACGUGGGGGUCAGGAGCAACCGCCGUACAUCCAGCCCUAUCAAAGCAAACCACUUUGAGGCCCAUGUGACCAAGCUUCAGGCUGACUCCAGUUACUUCUUCUCUGAGGAGUUCGAGGAGCUGAAGGAUGUGGGACGACACCAGGCUUUGGAUGCAGCCCGUUUACCCGAAAACCGCUGCAAGAAUCGAUACAACAACAUCCUUCCCUAUGACGCCACGCGUGUGAAGCUCUCCUGCCUGGAGGACGACCCCUGCUCCGACUACAUCAACGCCAGCUUCAUGCCUGGAAACAGGUUCAGGCGUGAGUACAUUGCCACGCAGGGCCCACUGCCGGGGACCAAGGACGAUUUCUGGCGCAUGGUGUGGGAGCAAAACGUGCACAACAUCGUCAUGGUGACGCAGUGUGUUGAGAAGGGCAGGGUGAAGUGUGAUCAGUACUGGCCUAUGAACAAGGAGCCUCUGUAUUAUGGUGACCUCGUGGUGCAGCUGCUGUCUGAGUCGGUUUUAUCAGAGUGGACCAUCCGCGAGUUUAGGAUACACACUGAAGGCCUGUCGAGUUACCCCAGAAUAGUGCGUCACUUCCAUUACACGGUGUGGCCUGAUCACGGAGUGCCGGACACAACCCAGUCCCUCAUUCAAUUCGUGAGAACUGUGCGAGACUACAUGGACAGGGUGGUGAACUCAGGACCGGCUGUAGUCCACUGCAGUGCCGGAGUGGGUCGUACGGGCACCUUCAUCGUUCUGGACCGUGCUCUGCAGCAGCUGGACAGCCGUGCCACCGUCGAUAUUUACGGCUGCGUGUUUGAACUUCGUCUGCAUCGCUCUCACAUGGUGCAGACUGAGAGUCAGUAUGUGUACCUACAUCAGUGUGUGCGUGAUGUCCUGAGGGCGAGGAAGCUUCGCUGUGAACAGGAGAAUCCUCUGUACCCCAUCUAUGAGAACUUCAACCCCGACUACUACAGAGAUUUUGUGUACACUGGACGUUGAAGACUGCAGGCCUCUUGACGAUCCAUAAGGAAAGAAAAUAUCCGUUUCUCUACUAUAACUUUAAGUGGUGCACUCUAGGAAUAUAGCAUUUAUUUUUAUACAGCCUUCUUAAGAUGUAUUUAAAAUGUUGAGGUUUGCUGUGUAUGAAUAUUUAUAUGUAAUGUCUUUAUACUUUAAUCAGUAUAGUGUUAGUAUAUGUCUCUAUUAAGCUUCUCUGUAAACGUUUUUCCAUAUAUCUUGCUCAGUUAAGAGUGUUUUGAAAAGUUUUAAUGUUUUAUUCAGAAAUGUGUAGAACGAGCAUCCGUGCCAGUUCAGAACGCCCUCUCUGUCUACUCUGAAAGUUUUCCAUGAUAUAGUCAAUAAUAUCAGCGAGAUUUAUCAUCCAGAGAGUGGACCAUCCUAAAUUAUAACCGUCUGUGUGUAGCAUCACUCUCUCAUAAUUCUCAAACAGCAGAUUAAUGUACUCACCACUCUUAUCUGGUUAGCCCGAGUUACUAGGCAGGAUGAAAUAUCAUGGGCAUUUAAAAAUGACAGCACCUAGUGGUAGGCUGGAGACGGUCAUGGGGUCACACCCGCCUGCAGUCUGCGCCCUUUAAUGCUAAAAUUUUAGUUAAAAUGCAUCAUGGCUUUUAAAAUCAUGUUGCUUGGGCAAAGAGGUUAUUUCUUUGUUGCAAUUCAGACGUCCCUCAGCAGGACCUUAAAGCAAAGAAGCUAUGGGUUAUAAAAAUUCAGGGUGACACACACACACACACACACGCACACAUUCUUCUCUUGCCUUCGCACUCACUUCCUAGAAGUGGUGCUCCAGAAGUAUUUCGAUGGCGAUUUCACAUUUGUAAGAGGUUAAUCUGCUGCCAUUAUUCACAUGCCAGCAUGUGUGGCACGAGGCCUGUUUGUCUCCAGCCUGUAGGGAGUUUUGCGAUUUUUGGCUGCACGUCAAGACGGUGGGAUUUUCUGUGACUUCACUGCGCUCAGCACUCAGACCUCAGAUUGCAACACUUUCAACGGCGAGCUUACAUGGCCAAGUUAGAAAUUGAGAGAAUAUUUUUAAGAAUGCUGGACUUUCCUAACAGACCUCUUGAUAUGCAAAAUAUGAAAAAUCUAUGAAAAAACAGUUGAGGUGCCAAAUCACACUGCCAUCAAAAAAACCUUAACUCUAAUUAGUAAAACUUUUAUUUAUUUUUUACUAUUAACCAAGCACUCAACCACUGAAUUUUAAAUGCUGUUUUAUUUCCACUACCUCACACAAUAGAUGUAUUUUAACACAUGGAGCGCUUUUGUGUGUGAGCCUUAUACUGUUUCAGAAGUGUAUUUCAUUAAGUUAUCUAUUAAGUAUCUUUAAAACCACUGCUAUAACUGUAUUCAUUAUAAAGUCACAAGACAUCUGCCAAGUCAAGAUCAUUUUAAUUUUAAAAUCUGUUAUUCAGUCAAAUUUGUACCAGACGUCCGCUUUGAUGACCAUCACAGCUGGGGAAAAAGGUCAUCAAGUGUCUCGUACAUGAUGUUUGGUGUGCAGGUGAACUCUGCUGUUAAAAACGUGUGUAGCCUCUUUUGGAUGCUGUGUUAAACUCACUCUCAUUGUAGCCUGUGUUGAUAAGCUAUGGGGGUCCUGGCAGUAGGAGCAAGCAGAUCUGGGCAUGUUGUACUGAAUUUUCAUUCACUAAUGUUGUGCUUUAGCUACUUAAUAUGUGCUGAACACAUAAUGUAUAUGGGCUUAUUAUGUGCUGAACACAUAAUGUAUAUGGGCUUAAUAUGUGCUGAACACAUAAUGUAUAUGGGCUUAUUAUGUGCUGAACACAUAAUGUAUAUGGGCUUAAUAUGUGCUGAACACAUAAUGUAUAUGGGCUUAUUAUGUACUGAACACAUAAUGUAUAUGGGCUUAUUAUGUACUGAACACAUAAUGUAUGUUGGCUUAUUAUGUACUGAACACAUAAUGUAUGUGGGCUUAUUAUGUACUGAACACAUAAUGUAUGUGGGCUUAUUAUGUACUGAACACAUAAUGUAUGUUGGCUUAUUAUGUACUAAACACAUAAUGUAUGUUGGCUUAUUAUGUACUGAACACAUAAUGUAUGUGGGCUUAUUAUGUACUGAACACAAUGUAUGUUGGCUUAUUAUGUACUGAACACAUAAUGUAUGUGGGCUUUUGCUGCGAGUAUUUUUUUUCUACAACAUUAUUAUAUGUUUUAAUAGUAUAUAUUGUAUUAUGUUUUGAUAUAUUUUGAUAUAUUAUGCUUUGAUAUAUUAUGCUUAUGCUUUGAUAAGAAGUGCCUUCAUAAAUAUGUUUAUGUACACUGAUCUUGUAGGUUCACUCUCCCAACUUAUAUACUGUUGCUGUAUCUCUUUCUCCAAUUCUGACAUGUGUCAGUGUAAAAUAAUAAUCAAAAAUGAAAGUGAAUUUGGAGCAACGUAAGAAAACUAAAGGUUGGAAAGUACCCGAUGUGUCGGACUGGUGAUAUGAACGUAUGCAUGCCCUUACUUCUCACUGCACAGUGAAUCACAAGGAACGCUGCAUUUGGUGAGAAUGUUUGAGCACUGACCCAUGGCCACUUGAAACAAUAAAGCAGAAGUGAACGCGCUGUA
Molecule: messenger RNA, 8910 nt
Organism: Electrophorus electricus (electric eel)
Lineage: Eukaryota; Metazoa; Chordata; Actinopteri; Gymnotiformes; Gymnotidae
Gene: ptprb
Product: protein tyrosine phosphatase receptor type b
Biological process (GO): peptidyl-tyrosine dephosphorylation involved in inactivation of protein kinase activity; angiogenesis
Cellular component (GO): signaling receptor complex
Molecular function (GO): cadherin binding; protein tyrosine phosphatase activity
Source: RefSeq, a predicted model, not a curated record